AUGGGGUGGGUGGUUCUUUGCGUUUGGAAAGAGGAGGUGCAGAGGACAUGGGUCGCACAGAUUUCGACCCAACUUUCCGCUUAUAGGUGGUUGUGGGAGGUGGUGGGGGUGUCUCUUGUGGAGGUAGCGUUGACAAUGGCGACACCUGGAGAGGGGAAGUUUGAGGGGAAUGGGGAGGUGAUUCCAUGGGUUUCUGAUAGUGAGGAUGGAGAAGAUGAGGGCGGAAAUGAAAAUGCAGGGGGAACAUUUGCCAUCCUCAGGAAUAAUGAGACAGAUCGAAUUGCUUUGUUAGAAUUCAAGGCUAAAAUAACCCGUGACCCUCUUGGUAUCAUGAGAUCAUGGAAUGACACUCUUCACUUCUGCCAGUGGUAUGGUGUCACAUGUGGACGUAGACACCAGAGGGUCACAGUGUUAGACUUACCAUCCCUCCAACUUUCAGGUUCCAUAUCACCACAUGUAGGCAAUUUGAGCUUUUUAAGGAAGCUUUACCUUCCAAACAAUAGCUUCAGCCAUGAAAUCCCUUCUCAGAUUGGCAAUUUGCGAAGGCUGCAAAGGUUAGUCAUUCAUAACAAUUCGCUUAGUGGGCAAAUUCCUGCCAACUUAAGUGGUUGCUCUAAUCUUAUUUUAAUUUUCUUAGACGACAAUGAAUUGGUUGGGACAAUUCCUGCGGGGAUAAGUUCCUUACCCAAGCUCUAUUUCCUCUCAAUAGCCAUCAAUAAUCUGACAGGAACUAUCCCUCCAUCUUUUGGGAAUCUGUCAUCUCUUGAGAGACUCUAUGCAUAUAGAAAUAAUUUUCAUGGGUUGGUCCCUCGUACUCUAGGCCAAUUGAUGAAUUUAAGGUUUCUAUCCUUAUCUGACAACCAGCUUUCUGGUACCUUCCCUCCUUCAAUCUUCAAUCUCUCUUUGCUUGAUAAUAUAGACUUGGGGUUCAACCACUUACAAGGCAAUCUUCCCUUGGAUUUAGGCAUCUCUCAUCCAAAUCUCAAUUUCUUUUCAAUUUCUUACAACCAAUUCAAUGGAACCAUUCCAACUUCGAUUUGUAACGCCACAAUUCUACGAGUCCUUCAACUGGCGUCAAACAAUCUUAUCGGAAGAGUGCCUUCUCUUGAGAAAUUGCAUAGGCUUUGGCGAUUAAACAUUGCUGACAACCAUUUUGGAAGUGGGAAAGUUGGUGACUUGAAUUUUCUUUCCGGUUUGACUAAUGCCACCACUUUAAUAUAUCUCAACAUAGCCAACAAUAGCUUUGAAGGCAAGCUGCCAGAAUACAUAGGCAACUUUUCAAAGAAGCUUGAGAGGAUUGAUAUAAAUAACAAUCAGUUUUUUGGAAACAUCCCAAUUGGAAUCGAGUUUCUUGUUGGCUUGAAAGGUUUAUAUGCAGAAGAUAAUAGAUUGUCAGGCACUAUUCCUUCUAGCAUAGGCAAGCUUGAAAAUCUUGUAGAACUUUUUCUUGGCAAUAACAAUUUCUUGGGAUCUAUUCCAUCCUCUUUAGGGAACUUGACAAAUCUCCUUUCAAUUGAUUUAGCUGUAAAUAAUCUUCAAGGCCUGAUCCCUUCGAGUUUAGGAAAUUGCAAAAACUUGCUCACAUUAGAUCUUUCUGUAAACAACCUUACUGGUCCCAUACCUCCAGAAAUUACUCAACUUUCCUCCUUAUCAACUUUUCUCAACUUAUCUAGAAACCAUUUGUCAGGUUCCCUUCCAAUGGAAGUAGGAAAUUUGAAAAAUCUGGGAAUCCUAGCCCUUGAUGAGAAUAAGUUAUCAGGAAAUAUUCCUAGUAGUCUUGGCAGUUGCACAAGGCUAGAAUUCCUCUACAUGGGUGGGAAUUACUUCCAGGGGACCAUUCCUUCCUCUUUAAGCGCAUUAAGAGGGAUUCGAGAAUUGAAUCUUUCUCGGAACAAUUUUUCAGGCAAGAUUCCAGAGUUCUUAAAGGAAUUUAACUCAUUGGAGUAUUUGGAUCUGUCCUAUAAUGAUUUUGAAGGUAUGGUACCAAUAGAAGGCAUUUUCAAAGAUGGAAAUGCAACGUCAGUGGCAGGAAACAAAAAUCUUUGUGGUGGCAUUCCUGAUUUUGGGUUACCUGCUUGCAAGAUUGAACAACAAAAGGGCAGAUUGACUGUAAGAUUGAAAAAAAUAAUCAGCGUUGUUUCUGUGCUUGUAGGUGCAAUCCUUGCGCUUAUUUGUUUAUUUCUUUAUCUUUCAAGGAGGAGAAAAGGAGAAUCUACAUCAAUAACUUUCGGGAAUGCACUAUUGAAAUUAUCUUAUCGAAAGCUCCUUAAAGCCACAAAUGGAUUCUCUUCCGAUAAUUUGAUUGGUAUAGGUAACUUUGGAUCUGUAUUUAAGGGGACUCUUGAACAAGAGGGAAUGGUUAUUGCGGUGAAGGUGCUUAACCUUAUGCAUCGAGGAGCUUUAAAAAGCUUUAUGGCUGAAUGUGAGGCCUUAAGAAACAUUCGACAUCGAAAUCUUGUCAAAAUACUCACAGCAUGCUCAGGUGUUAAUUAUCAAGGUGAUGAUUUCAAAGCUUUGGUUUAUGAGUUCAUGAUUAACGGAAGCUUAGAUGGUUGGCUGCAUCCAACUCUUGGAUCAAAUGAAGUAUCAAGGACUUUAAAUAUUCUACAAAGGCUGAACAUAGCCAUUGAUGUUGCUUGUGCAUUAGAGUAUCUUCAGCUCCAUUGUGAAACACCAAUUGUUCAUUGUGAUCUGAAACCGAGCAAUGUCCUUCUCGAUGAAGAAAUGACUGGACAUAUAAGUGAUUUUGGAUUAGUAAAGUUCCUCUUUAAUGAGUUGCUUGGCAAUUCUACAAAUCAAUCUAGCUCAAUUGGACUAAGAGGAACCAUUGGUUACUGUCCUCCAGAGUAUGGAGUGGGAAGCGAAAUAUCAACAUCUGGUGAUAUAUUUAGCUUUGGCAUACUCUUGUUGGAGAUGUUCACAGGAAAGAGGCCCACUAACAACAUGUUCAAGGAGAAUCUGAGCCUUCACAAUUUUGUUAAGAAAGCAUUGCCAGCACAAGUGAUAGAGAUUAUAGAUCCCAACCUUUUUCAAGCACAACUCGAUGCAAACCAUAACCACAACUUCAGAAACAGAAGAAAUGAUUUAUUGAUCGAGUGUUCGAUUUCAAUAUUUGAAAUUGGAAUCUCAUGUUCUGCUGAAUCACCACAAGAGCGCAUGAAUAUCGGUGAUAUUGUUGCUCAACUCUCUCAUGUCAAAAACACACUUCUUGGGGCUGAAUUACCUCGGGAGAGGGAAGCAGCAAGUGCAUUUCUAUUGACAGGUAAACAAAACCAACUUACUUCCCUAUAUCAACUUAAUUUCUAUUGGCAGGCAAUGAUCAUACAGAAAUCUGAUUAUUGUUUGCCACAGGUGCACAAAGUUGAUGACUUGGAUGCAAUUGCGAAGUGUUUGUUGAUCUACAAAGCAUAA
This is a messenger RNA of Hevea brasiliensis (rubber tree), 3411 nucleotides long. RefSeq names its product probable LRR receptor-like serine/threonine-protein kinase At3g47570. Gene Ontology annotation, molecular function: protein kinase activity; ATP binding; receptor serine/threonine kinase binding. Gene Ontology annotation, biological process: protein phosphorylation. Bases 1 to 3411 code for a protein of 1136 amino acids. Lineage: Eukaryota; Viridiplantae; Streptophyta; Magnoliopsida; Malpighiales; Euphorbiaceae. The record is from RefSeq and is a predicted model, not a curated record. The transcript has 3 exons.